AACUGAGCUUUAAUGGUGGUGGAUGUAAUUUUAUGCAAUACCCGCCUGUUCUGUCUCUUUUUCAAUGUUAUUACUCACCAGCUUCACGUGCACUUGUCUCUGCAUGCUGCUGCCAUCAUUGCACCUCGUGCACCAUGCUGUGGAGCUGCAUAUGGGAGCAAGAAGGUCAAUGAAGGGAGAUCCCAUCCUCUUUUUGCAAGUGGAGCAAAGCAGAGGCCUUUUUCAUCACCAUUGCAUCUUCCAUUAUUGCUUAUGCUUCAGGUUUCAAUCACAGAUGUACAGUCUAGUUGAAGAAGAGAAGCUCAUUUCAGUGUCCUCUUGGGUUUAGGAUUGGUUCAGUUGGAGUCCAGCUGAUGUUUCUGGCCUGGCUGUGGAUCUCAAAGUACCCAUGCUGUGUGUUUCCUAUGUGUGGUUGGGAAAUCACCUCCUUCCCUUUCUUGCAUGUUAUGUGAACCUUGCUCAUACUGUUGACAGAGGAAAGCCAAGAAACAGUUUGACUUUGGAAACAUUUUCAGCCAGACUUAAGAAAUGCUCUUAAGUGAUGUUUGUGUUUAAUUUAUGGUGGUAACAGCUGGCAGGAGGAGAGAGAAGGUGCUUAGUAAAACCAAUUCAGCUGGAUACGGGCACUGAAGUUGCUUCGAUUUUCAGCGAGCCAAGGAAAAAAAGGGAAGUUUUGAGUCUUUUGAUGCGUGUUUCAUCUUCCUGUCUGGGCAGGGUGUAUUAGGCCAAAGGUGCACACUUGUCUUCUGUUGGGAGAAAUAGUUUUAAGGAUAGUGAAAUGGUGAUGCGUUUUGAGGCAGGUUGCUCACAGCCCAGCUGUUUUGGUUAGGGCUUGGUGGAGAAGCUGCUCACAGUGGCUUGGGAUUCCCAAGGUUCCCAAUGCAAGCACCAUGUGCUGCCCUUACCAGGAACCUUCCUAAAACAACCAUUGGGUGAGCACCUGGGGAAACGAAUGUUCUGAGGAAGGAAAGCAGGGCUGGCUCCCAUUGUAUGGGGAUGGUUAUCCCUGUGGGAUGUGUCAGUGAGGAGUGAGCUGCUGUUCCCACUGUCAGAAUGGGAGAUGUGGGCAGAACCCAAGACGUGCUGUUGUUAUUUGAUGGUGACAGCAGUUCUGCCAGUGCAGCUGGGAGAGAUCCCAUCCAGCAGGAGCUCAAAUGUCCCUGCCACUAAAAGCCAUACUGUGAGGCCUUCCUGGGGACAAGGACAGGGCAGAGUAUGCCAGCCAGGCUCUGCUGGAGUGGGAGGCAAGGGUGGGAAGCAACAGGCUGGAAGACCAGAGCAGCUCUGGGCAGCGCUUGUCCCCUGCAUCCUGUAGCUCGCACGUGUUGUGUUUCCCAAAGCCUCCUGGCCGCUGGGCAGCUGCCACGUUUGCUUUUGCACAGCCUUAUAAAACAGAGGCUUGGAGGCUUUUCUGCUCCUCCCCAGGGGCUGAAAGCUGCGUGGCUCUGUCUCUCCCUCCUGCACCUUUUGCUAUGUCCGGCCUGAACAUUUCCAUCGGCUUUUUCUUCCUGGUGCUUGGCACGUGCGAGGUGCUCAGGCGACUCUCCAAGAGGCUGCUGGCCCCGGGGCUGCUGGGGUGCCUGGCUGCAGAGCUGGCAGGCUCACUGCUGCUGUGCUCUGGCUGCCUGGAGCUGAGGAUGCUGCUGGAGAUCGGCCCAUGGGGUGGCCUUGGCCCUGAUGUGGUUCUGACUCUGUUCUUCCUCCUCUUCAUGGUUCACACCGCCUGCGCAAAUGGAGCAGCUGCCAACCCCACCAUCUCUCUCCAGGAGUUCCUUCUCUUUGAAUGUGGCCCCGUGGCCACUGUGGCCAAACUGCUGGUCCAGUGUGUGGGUGCAGGGAUGGGCUGGGCCCUCACCAAGCUCUACUGGUCCUGGGAGCUGACACAGCUCCACCUCAUCCAGAAACUGAUGGCUUCUGAGUGCAGCUCCUCCAUCCGCACGUCCCCCCAUCUCGGAGCUCUGGUGGAAGCUGCCUGCUCCUUCUUCUUCCACCUCGUCCUCCUCAGGGUGCGCCGCAGCCCUGCUGUGUGCCGGCUGCCUGUCCUGGCAACCACCGUCACCUUCCUGACCUACGUAGCCACACCAGCCACGGGAGCAUUCUUCAACCCUGCCCUGGCCACGGCCAGCACCUUCCUGUGCACAGGGAGCAGCCUGCAGGAGUACAUCCAGGUGUACUGGCUGGGGCCUCUUGCAGGUAUGCUCGCCGCCCUCUUGCUCUACCAAGGCAACAUCCCAAGGUUCUUCCAAAGAAACCUGCUGUAUGGCCAGAGGAGCAAAUACAGGAUUCCCAAGGCCAGGGUGACUCAUGCAGAAGAUGGAGAGCAGCGGCAGAAGGGGAAAGGGGAGAAGAGCAACCCAGCACCUCAUGCUUGAGCCCCUCUGCUGGGGAGCAGUGCUGGCAUGGAGCAUUUUGCACGCCCAAGCCUGCAAAGGGGAAACUAAUGUGUUUGCAGAAAUGACUGGUUGUCUGGUGCACGCAGGAAGAUUGCAGAAGCUCAGGACCAUUGCGUGGGCAUGCUUGGGCAACUCCCAGGUGGUUGCAUCAUGUCAUGUUUGAAAUCAUCUGUCUGUUUCUCUUACAGCCAUAAAAACAGUGUAAUAAGUCUUGGAGACUUGGGGUGAGGAGGAGGCUAUCUGUAAAGUUUGGCAUUAUUUGAGCUCAACUGAAGCUUCCAAAUCACACAGCUCAAGGAGAAGGGUGCAGCGUGGGCACAGCAUGCCCUGCUUCCCCAAUGCAAUGCUUAACCUGUGUUUUGCAUGCAGCUGGGAGCUGCAAGGUGACAAUAACGGGUUCAUAAAGCAUCUUUGGUUACAA
Molecule: messenger RNA, 2814 nt
Organism: Coturnix japonica (Japanese quail)
Lineage: Eukaryota; Metazoa; Chordata; Aves; Galliformes; Phasianidae
Product: aquaporin-12-like
Biological process (GO): transmembrane transport
Cellular component (GO): cytoplasm; membrane
Molecular function (GO): channel activity
Source: RefSeq, a predicted model, not a curated record